Molecule: messenger RNA, 1823 nt
Organism: Anopheles funestus (African malaria mosquito)
Lineage: Eukaryota; Metazoa; Arthropoda; Insecta; Diptera; Culicidae
Exons: 2
Coding region: 1074-1778 (234 amino acids)
Source: RefSeq, a predicted model, not a curated record
UUUAUGUAAAUUUUCAUAUUUGAGAUACCAUUUUCCAGAAGUUUAAGUCUGCUUGUGUAGACCAGAAAUAUAUCGAAGCGAUUGUUAUCUACGCAUCCUCAAUUCAUAUAAAUUGCACUGUCCUCCAUCGAACUACAUUCAAACAGCCUUGAGUUCUGAUCGAAUCGUGAGUUUAAUUUUCUCAAUCGUGCAGUUCCUUCCCUUCAGUAUAAUUCCUUCCAAUUUGGCUUUCCUACUCUCCAUGUGAAGAUUUAGGGAAGUAUCGGCUGAUUCGGGAUUAACAACGUUCAUUACAUAAGCUUUUUUUUCCUUCUCGGAAGGUUAUCAUCUCAUUGACGCAAUAUUAAUCUUGUGAUUUUGGUAAAAAAAAAAGUUGUAAGAUUCCUUGGCCCUGGUAUGUUGGUCUUUGGCGAUUCCGAAAGAGAAGGCUGGUAAUUGAAACUUCUCGUUCGUGCAUAUGCAAGCACGAGGAAACGAAAAUUGUCUCGUCAUUAGUCUUUCUGCCGAUAAAGCGCAAUUAUCUUAAUACCACCCUAUAUUACUUUAUUUAUCUGUACUGUUUGCGCGUAUCGACGUAUGUUUCUUGUACUAUCUGCCAAUAAUGUGAGAACGAUUAGACAAGCAGACCACCUUCUCAUAGAAAGGUAACCGUUUCCUAAUCAGCGGCGGGUGUUCGACAUGAUUAAGGCAGAUCGGAAGGACUCCAAGGUAUGAGGCUGUUCCGAAAAGAAGAUGAUGAUAACACGGCAUUCGAUGUCAACCACUUGCAAUGCAUGUGCCACAUGCCACCUGAGUGUGUAUGAGCAGGAAGAAGGUGCAAAGGCGGCAACAGAUAAAGAGAUUAAAUUAAGGGCACAAAUUGGUGGGUCAACAGAAUUUGUAAAAAUGCUUCACGAUUGCUGUGCCGGUGAUAAGACGGUCGGCCGAUCGUAUCGGUCAGUUUCAAACGAUAUCCGGUCAAUGGGAGCAGCCUUUAAACCGCAUUGUGCGACGUGGAUUGGAUUAGUUUGAAAGCAGUCGGUCUCCGAGGUGGAACUAAAACGCUGAAAGGCACUAAAAGUAAAUCAGAAAUCAUGAAGAGUUUGUUCGUGUGUUUGCUGUUGGCCCUGGCUGGUCAAACUCUGGCCCAAAGCCAAGAAGAGUUCGUGGAGUACCUGCUGGAGAUCCAAUAUCAAGCGGAAGCUAUCCACCAGUUGAUGGAAGGAACGUUCGACAAUGUUCGCUUCUCGAUGAGUGACCAGCUGGUCGAACUGAACCGUCAGCUUAUCGCCCGCAUGAACGAAGCUCUCGAGGAGGUCGAACAGAUCCGCGAGGAUACGGAAGAAUUCGUUGGGGAAUCCUCGGCCCCUGCCACCUGCGUUAACGUAGCUGUCGCAAACUGGGAAAUUGAAAUCGAUUGGGUCGGACAGGCUUUGUCGCGUUGCGCCAGUCAAGCCAACGUUCAGAUUACGUCGCGUACUGCUGACGUCCAUGCUGCUCUGGAAGCUGCCCAGGUUGCGUCGACGGAACUGCAGAACAUCGUUGUCCGUGGAUUUAUUGACUGGAAUGCGAUUGACUACACUGAACAGAUUUCGGCUAUUGUUGGAGAUCAGAUUAACGAUAAGUACGACUAUUUCACCAGAAUUACCCAACCCAGCCUGGAGCGCGUUCUCCAAGCUAUUUUCGAUCUGGAUGAUAAUCUGCUGCCUGAGAUCGUGACCUGUGUCAACCGCGGUGUUGAGCGAUUCAACAACUACGGCCGUGUCAUCCGUGAUACGCUGUUCUUUUGCUCGCAGUAAGAUAUAUUUUAACUUGAAAUCAGAGAAAUAAUAGAAAAGUUUAAA